AUGGAGGCGGAUAUAUCGCUGACCGAGGUUUCCACUUCAUGUGCGGAUGUUGACAUGGAAAGGCCGGGAUCUCGAUUGCAGUGCCCGUCUGAUGCUAGCUACUGUAGUGUGCAACCACACAGUUUGCACACACCAUCAACUCACAAUCGGCACAGACCUUCUUUAGGGACUCAAACAGCAGAAGCAUUACUCGUGAGAAGGUUCCUCAGCGACAAACGGCGAAGUUAUAGAAAUCGAAGUCUAGGACCGACAAUAGCUUCAGCUCCUUCUGUUGAACAAGAAGACUACCGAACUCCACGACCAUCUUUUGAUAAUGCUGGCUACACAGGAAAAAGUUUCGAUUUUAGCAGCGGUACUGGACAUAUGGGUCUGGCCGCGAGCGAUUCAAACGCGUUGGUUAAGGUUUCUGCUGAUUUUCUUCGACUCAACGGGAGCCGUCAACAAUUCCGAAACAUGCUUUCUGCGCGUAAGAAGUUGGGCACAUUGCCGCCAGCAUACACGAGAAUCGAUUACAGUCGAGAAUCGCUCGAUUCAUUUUCAGCACGCGGCAACACGGCUCUCCACGGUCCUGUCAUCACUGUGGAAGAUACUGGUUCACAGUUGCGUAUUAACAACGUGCGUUCUAGUGUCAAUCAGAAUUUAUUGGAGACGUCCUGCUCUUUGGACAAAACGGUGGUGACACAAUGCGAAAGCAAUGGUUCGGUUACGUCCCAUAAUACAAGUUCUGCGUUUCAAAGAAAUAAUAGCAGGUAUGGCGUUCCAAUCGACAGCUCUGCUGUCAAACAAGCCUACCGUGUUCGAUCAGAAAGAAUCGUCAACAGAGUUCGUAUCACAGAUCGAGCGGUCGCAUUAGCGUUAUUCGGCGUCGUUUUAAUGUUGUUCGAAUCAGAAAUUACUGCUGAGAAUGUCUAUAAUGUGUCCAAGGAUCAUUGGCUUUCCAAUACUCUUCGCAUUUUAACAUGCUUAUCAACAAUUAUUUUGGUGUGUCAUGUUGCUCUUUACCAUCUUAAUGAUAUUGUGCUUGAAUUAGUCGAUUGCGGAGCUGAUGAUUGGCGCGUUGUUCUGACGACGGAAAGAAUUGUUCAAUUCGUUUUAGAAGUUGUUUGCUGCUCAAUUUGUCCAAUUCCUGGUACUGGCAACAUGAAUUGGUCGUAUAUUGAAUCAUCAAUGCAUAAGAAACCUGAUGCUGAAACACACUACAACCGCGAAGUACCGGUUGAUGUGAUUCUUUCUUGCUUCAUGCUUCUCCGAUGUUAUCUCGUUGCUCGUUUCAUGGUCCUUCACAGCAAACAAUUUCAAGAUGCCUCGACUCGAACUCUGGCUGCGUUGAACAGAAUUCAAGUGAACUUCUCGUUUGUGAUCAAAACUGCUUUGGAUCAGCAACCGGUUCUUUUCUUGACAUCCUUCACUUUCAUAUUCUGUGUUAUUAUGUCAUGGAUGUUUGUACAAUGUGAAAGAUACGGAUUUCCCGAAAAAAAUCAACAAGCAAUUCUCUAUUCCAACUCGUUAUGGUUUAUUGCUAUAACUUUUAUGUUGAAUGGCUAUGGAGACAUUGUCCCACAAACGAAUGCAGGACGCAUAAUUGCAAUAUUCGUGGGAAUUGUCGGAGCUGUUAUUUCCUCAAUUUUGAUCGCUGUCAUUUCUCGGAAUAUCCUUCUUUCUCAAGGACAAAAAAAUGUCAAUGAUUUCAUGUAUGACAGCAAACUAUCGAGAGAACACAAAGAUGCGGCGGCUCGAGUUUUACAACACACGUGGCAUAUUCACAAAUGCCUUCAAGCUGGAGAUGGCGGAAGCCGACGUCUUCGAACAUACCAAAGAAAAUUUUUACGAUCUAUACACCGGUUCCGAUCGGUUAAAAGUGAGAUGCGAGAGUUCUCUGAGAACAAUUCGGCAAGCACGCAACAAGUCUCACGCCUUGUCACCGAUAUGCACAUGUCUAUGCAAAAAUUGAUUUCAGCCCAAGAUGAAAUGAGGAUGCAACUUGAGGUCCUUCAACAAUCUGUGAGGAAUCAUUAUGAAUUUCAACAGCAACAAAUAGUUCCUCCACUUCAAGGACUCUCUACCUCGAACACAGCUCUCGAUAGCUAUGACAGGCAAAUGAUGUUUUAA
This is a messenger RNA of Caenorhabditis bovis, 2109 nucleotides long. Lineage: Eukaryota; Metazoa; Nematoda; Chromadorea; Rhabditida; Rhabditidae. The record is from the annotation of a GenBank genome assembly.